AUGACGACAUUUCGGCGCCUAGUCGCCGAAUGGCGGCCUCCGUCCCUGAAGCUGCGGGUUCCUCGGUGGUCCCCUAAGACGGCCGCUCCGGACCCUGCGAGGCAGGCUGCCAUGGCGUUCCCCCACCUGCAGCAGCCCAGCUUCCUGUUGGCCAGCCUGAAAGCUGACUCUAUAAACAAGCCCUUUGCGCAGCGCUGCCAAGACUUGGUUAAAGUCAUCGAGGACUUUCCAGCAAAGGAGCUGCAGGGCGUCUUCCCGUGGCUGGUUGAGAGCAUCUUCGGCAGCCUGGACGGCGUCCUGCCCGGGUGGGGCCUGCGCUGGCUGCAGGGCCGCGCGAGCCCCGUGGAGCACAGUGUGGCCGUGGAGUUCCUGGACCCUGGAGGCCCAAUGAUGAAACUGGUGUAUAAGCUUCAGGCCGAAGACUAUAAGUUUGAUUUUCCUGUCUCCUACCUGCCCGGGCCUGUGAAGGCGUCCAUCCAGGAGCGUGUGCUUCCCGACAGCCCCCUGUACCACAACAAGGUACAGCUGCCCCCCACCGGGGGCCUCGGCCUGUACCUGGCGCUCAACCCCUUCGAGUACUACAUGUUCUUUUUUGCUUGGAGCCUAAUCGCUCAGAAGCCGCCCCCCGGGGCCCUCCACGUCCGCACCUCCGACUGCGCCUACUUCAUCCUGGUGGAUAGGUACCUGGCGUGGUUCCUGCCCACGGAAGGCAGCGUGCUGCCCCCACUCUCCAGCCCGGGGGGGCCCAGCCCCUCGCCGGCUCCCAGGACGCCGGCCAUGCCCUUCGCGUCCUACGGCUUGCACCACACCAGCCUCCUGAAGCGGCACGUCUCCCACCAGACGUCGGUGAACGCGGACCCCGCCUCCCACGAGAUCUGGCGGUCAGAGACGCUGCUCCAGGUGCUUGUGGAGAUGUGGCUCCAUCAUUACUCUCUGGAGAUGUACCAGAAGAUGCAGGCCCCUCACGCCAAGCUGGAGGUCCUGCACUACCGGCUCAGCAUCUGCAGCGCCCUCCACAGCCCCGCCCACCCCAGCCUCCAGGCUCUCCACGCCCACCAAGAGGCCUUCAUGCCCACGGAGGAGCACGUGCUGGUCGUGCGGCUGCUGCUGAAGCACCUGCAUGCCUUCUCCAACAGCCUGCGGCCUGAGCAGGCCUCUCCUUCCGCUCACUCCCACGCUGCCAGCCCCCUGGAGGAGUUCAAGAGGGCCGCCGUCCCGAGGCUCGUCCAGCAGAAGCUGUACCUGUUCCUGCAGCACUGCUUUGGCCACUGGCCCCUGGACGCAUCCUUCAGAGCCGUGCUGGAGAUGUGGCUGAGCUACCUGCAGCCCUGGAGAUAUGCGCCCGAGAGGCAGGCCCCGGGCAGCGGCUGCCAGGCCCGCGGCGUGUCGGAGAGAUGGGCGCCCUUCGUGCAGGAGAACCUGCUUGUCUACACCAAGCUCUUCCUGGGCUUCCUGAACCGCGCGCUGCGCACAGACCUCGUCAGCCCCAAGAACGCGCUCAUGGUGUUCCGCGUGGCCAAGGUCUUCGCGCAGCCCAACCUGGCCGAGAUGAUCCAACGGGGUGAGCAGCUGUUCUUGGAGCCCGAGCUCGGCGUCCCGCAGCGGCAGCACCGGCUCUUCGCAGCGCCCUCCUUCACCGGCAGCUUCCUUUCGUCGUGGCCGCCGGCCGUCACCGACGCCUCCUUCAAGGUGAAGAGCCACGUGUACAGCCUGGAGGGCCAGGACUGCAAGUACACGCCGAUGUUCGGACCCGAGGUGCGGGCACUGGUCCUGCGUCUGGCGCAGCUCAUCACACAGGCCAAGCAGACGGCCAAGUCCCUCUCAGACCAGAGCGGGGAGGGCGCGGCCGGCCGCCCCUUCCUGUCCUGGCUGGGCUUCUAUCCCGCGGACAGCAACGGCUCCUACGCGGGCAACGACCUGGACGAGAUGGGGCAGGACAGCGUCCGCAAGACGGACGAGUACCUGGAGAAGGCGCUGGAGUACCUGUGCCAAGCCUUCCGGCUUAGCGAGGCCCAGCUCGCCCAGCUGACGCUUGCCCUGGGGACGACGCAGGACGAGAACGGGAAGAAGCAGCUCCCGGACUGCAUCGUGGGCGAGGACGGGCUCAUCCUCACGCCCCUGGGCCGCUACCAGAUCGUCAGCGGGCUGCGGCGCUUCGACGUCGAGUACCAGGGUGACUGGGAGCUGCAGCCCAUCCGGAGCUACGAGAUCGCCAGCCUGGUCCGCGCGCUCUUCCAGCUGUCGUCCGCCAUCAACCGCAGGCUACCGGACGCUGCUGUCGCUGCUGCUGGCCUUCUCGGUGGCCUCACUGUUCUGCGUGGGGCCUCUGCUCUGCGCCCUGCUCCUCGUGCUGGGCUACAUCCUGUACGCCGUGGCGAUGACGCUGCUGACCGAGCGUGGCAAGCUGCACCAGCUCUGAGAGCGGCUGCCCGCCGCCCCCGGGCCGCCCCGCGCCCCGCGCCCCACGCCCGUCACCUCCGCGCGUCUUCAGCUGGUUUCCCGCCGCCUGGCAGGCAGAACGAGAGCCUGCUGGGCAGGGCCCGGGCCUCCCUGAGGGGGAGGGUGGAGCAGUGGGCUCCCUGCCUCAGCCGGAGGCCCCGCAGGGAGGUGCCUUUCUCUUCACUGUGUGAAGCUCAGGAGUCAGGCCUCCCCGGGGGGUCUGCAGUCUCUGCCCUCAUGGCCCUGGAGGGGGGGACAGUGAGACCCCAGAACAGGAGACCAGCCUCUGGCUCCCAAGAAGAAUCAGGCCCCAAAUGGGAAUCUUAUCAGAUGGGGGUUCUCUGGUCCAUGAUUUUAAGCUAGUUUUGCUGCCAAGUCCGGGCUGCACACCUGCAUCUGAGGAGAGGCACGCAGACGGCCACCGGCCGGGGCUGCCCCAUGUGCAGGCCUUGUCCCUGCAGACGGCGGGCUGCCCGCCCUGGGGCACAGCCAGAGGCGGUCAGAAGCACCAUUUGUGUCCUCCUCAGAGCAGGUGCUUGGACAGGGUUUGGUGACCUUGAAACAUUCCAAGUGCACGAGGCUGCACGUUCACAGACCCUCAUGGCCUCCGUGCCCUUUGUCCCGCAGAUGACACACCGGAGGCACUUGCCAACCCAGAUUUUUAAAAGGCUUUGGUGUCUGUCUUUUUAAGUUUUCAAACUGUAAAUGUUGGGCUUUGUGUUUUAAUGUAAACUCAGAACAGUGGCUUUUGGGGCCUGUGACCAAAAGCCAAACUUAUAACUGACCCUGGACCUGAAUAAACCUGUUCUUG
This is a messenger RNA of Budorcas taxicolor (takin), 3250 nucleotides long. RefSeq names its product sphingomyelin phosphodiesterase 4 (gene SMPD4). The transcript has 20 exons. The record is from RefSeq and is a predicted model, not a curated record. Bases 1 to 2802 code for a protein of 933 amino acids. Gene Ontology annotation, biological process: glycerophospholipid catabolic process; ceramide biosynthetic process; sphingomyelin catabolic process. Gene Ontology annotation, molecular function: sphingomyelin phosphodiesterase D activity. NCBI's taxonomy places the organism in Eukaryota, Metazoa, Chordata, Mammalia, Artiodactyla, Bovidae.